Bactrocera tryoni is the source of this 1723-nucleotide messenger RNA. RefSeq names its product phosphatidylinositol 5-phosphate 4-kinase type-2 alpha (gene PIP4K). NCBI's taxonomy places the organism in Eukaryota, Metazoa, Arthropoda, Insecta, Diptera, Tephritidae. Gene Ontology annotation, molecular function: phosphatidylinositol kinase activity. The coding region runs from base 399 to 1610 and encodes 403 amino acids. The record is from RefSeq and is a predicted model, not a curated record. Gene Ontology annotation, biological process: phosphatidylinositol metabolic process. The transcript is spliced from 10 exons.
AUAUCGGCCGUCACUAAUGCCGACUACUAAUUACUGAUUUAACUAAAUCUCGGCUAUUGUUCUUAUAGUAGUUAAAUUAAAAAGGACCAAAGAAGAAAGUUUUAAGGUAUAAGUGUUAGUGUAAUCCUUCUUAUGAAAGCAAAUACUGAAAUUGAAGCCAACGAUGUGUAUAUUCAUAGGAAUAUGAUGCGUUCAUAAGUUGUUCACAUCUGAAAUGUGUAUAUAUCGUAUGGUACAUCCAUCCAAAUUCCCCAUACGCACAAUAAACCUCGAUUGCGGUUCGCACUGAACAAGAGAUAUUUUUUACGGUAAAAGUUUUUGAUGUUUAACUUUUAUUAAAAGCAAGAAACAUAGAUAAAACCGUUUUAGCAAUUGUCGAACCAGGAAGUUUUUGUAGUAUGGACAAGAAAAUGUCGUCGUCUUCGCAGCCACGUGUAUUAAAAAAAAAACAUUUUCGUGUAAAGCAUCAAAAAGUAAAACUUUUUCGUGCCAACGAACCGAUUCUGAGUGUUUUUAUGUGGGGCAUUAAUCACACGAUAAAUGAACUAAGUCAUGUUAAUAUUCCUGUGAUGCUUUUGCCAGAUGACUUUCGUGCAUUCUCAAAAAUCAAAGUUGAUAAUCAUCUUUUUAAUAAGGAAAAUAUGCCGUCACAUUUCAAAGUCAAAGAAUAUUGUCCUUUAGUAUUUCGGAACUUGCGUGAGCGAUUCAGUGUUGAUGAUGUUGAUUAUCGCGAGUCAUUAACUCGCUCACAGCCAUUACGUAUUGACUCAUCAGGUAAAUCCGGAGCGCAGUUUUACCAAAGUUAUGACAAAUUUUUUAUAAUAAAGAGCUUGACAUCGGAGGAAAUCGAACGUAUGCAUGCAUUUUUAAAGCAAUAUCACCCAUACAUCGUUGAGAAACAUGGCAAAACUCUUUUACCACAAUAUUUGGGUAUGUAUAGAAUAACGGUUGAAAGCGGUCAACAUUAUUUUGUCGUUAUGAGGAAUAUAUUUAGUUCCCAUUUAACCAUACACAAGAAAUUUGACUUAAAAGGCAGUACCGUUGAUCGUGAGGCAUCUGAAAAGGAGUUAGAAAAGUAUUUACCUACAUACAAAGAUAAUGACUUUAUAAAGCAAAAAGUCAAGAUUGAAAUCGGAGAAGCAAAAACAAAAUUGUUGGACACUUUAUCAAGUGAUGUUGAUCUCCUUACAAAGUUGCACAUAAUGGACUACUCGCUCUUAGUCGGCAUACAUGACUGUGUUCGUGCUGAAGAGGAAGCAUUGCAAGGGGAAAACUCUCAAGGGACUGCACGAAGCGAAAACAGCGAAAGCGAGGAAUGUGAUAGUGGAGAAAGAUGGACUUACAAUACACCACCUGACUCACCGCGCGGCGCACAAUAUAAGGAAGUUGUCUAUGAAGUGGAUAUCUACGCUAUUCCAAGCGUUGAAGAAAGAAGAGAAAUUUAUUUUAUUGCCAUUAUAGAUGUGCUAACACAAUAUGGUGUAAAAAAACAGGCCGCCAAAGCAGCUAAAACUGUGAAGUAUGGAAGUAAUGUAGAUGGAAUUUCUACAUGUGAUCCCGAACAAUAUGCCAAACGAUUUCUUGACUUCAUGGACAAAGCGAUCGAGUAAUUAAUUGCUUCCUUGUACGCGUAUGUAUGCUGGUGCCCAUUUUUGAAAAUUAACUGUGAACUGAAAAAAUAUAACCCUGAACAUAUGCAUACGUCGUGCGAAUUUAGACUAUA